CAGGUUUUCCUAAAAUAUUUUUUCUGUUCAGAUGGUACCGUUCCCCAGAACUACUAUUUGGUGCUAGAAUGUAUGGUGUUGGUGUUGACAUGUGGGCUGUUGGUUGUAUUCUAGCUGAGUUGCUUCUCAGGGUUCCUUUCUUGCCAGGAGACUCUGAUCUUGAUCAGCUGACAAGAAUUUUUGAAACACUGGGCACUCCAACAGAAGAACAGUGGCCUGGAAUGACAAAUCUUCCGGAUUACGUCACAUUCAAGUCUUUCCCUGGAAUGCCUCUUCAACAUAUCUUCAGUGCAGCUGGUGAUGAUUUACUUAAUCUUCUACAAGGAUUAUUUACGUUUAAUCCUUGUUCUAGAGUUACAGCCACUCAGGUAUAGUACACUUGUUUAUGU
Meleagris gallopavo (turkey) is the source of this 389-nucleotide messenger RNA. NCBI's taxonomy places the organism in Eukaryota, Metazoa, Chordata, Aves, Galliformes, Phasianidae. The record is from RefSeq and is a predicted model, not a curated record.